AUCUAUCCACCCAUCCACCCACACACCCACUCAUUUCUCCCAUCCAUGCACCUACCUGCUCACUAUAGAAAUGGGUUAUGAUACUACGGUUACUUGGUAGACACUAUAAAGCUUAUUUUAGUCUCUCCGCUAAUUUUAUAACACGCCGUUUUCUUUACCCUUGCACGUUGAGGAUACUCUCUGAGCAACACAGCAGACACUGUGCCGGCACGGAAGAGAACCGAUGUUCACAGCAUCUCCCGAUAUUCUUGGAGACAUAACCAGUUAAUUGAGUUUACUACAUAAGUUUCUCCAACGCGAAUCAGCAAUGAGCACACUCGUGCAGAUGGUGGCCGCGGAAAGCGUGGGUCUCGCGCUGCUGUGGGUGACGAUGGCAGUGCUGCAUAUAUCCGCACUUAUCGCAGGGUUCCUGGACUUCGACGUCAUGUCUCAUUUUGUUAAUGGGUUUACCAGUUAUCUGGUCAUCAUGCACCUCUUGCUUAACGGAUGGCUCGUGCGCAUAUACUGGGAUAAAAUAAGCCGGUCAAAGGCAGUAUUACUUUAUGUCACAUUCACCAUUCCUCUUUACUUGUUGUUGCUCCGCGUCCGGCAUGCUGUGGCCGCCUUUCGUGGAAAGGACCAGGUCGUGGCUCGGCGGGAGGCUCUGAAAGCCAGGUACGGCACCUCUAUCGAAAACAGUGCCGUCGUGGAAUUCCCAUCUUUAAGUGCGGCAGUGCGUCGCGCGAGCUGCGUUCCUCUCAGCGCUGAAACGUCGACGAAUGGCUCCCAAGGCGACAGUGAAGUCCCUCUUAGUUCGUGGGUCGUCACAGAAACAAACGUGGAUGCCGGCAGCGAGUUGAUCAAGAUGAGCUCCGACGACGUAAGGGUGAGGGAGCCGAAGAGCUUUUCGCAUCUUUUCAUGAGUGAUUUAUACGAGCUCGUCGCCGGCAGGAAGACGCUCUCAUUCCACUUCGUCUUGAAUGCGAAUAACGACAUCAUCCACGUCUCGAAGACCAGCAUCCUGCCCAACGGACUGCCAGACCGGAUUCGCAGUACAAGUCCUCUCACAAUUUGCAAUGAUACCCAUUACUUGAUCAACUUCAGCGAAGGCAUUUGGUAUGAGGAAGUCGCUAUAGCAGCGAGAAAUGAAAAAUCUUUUGUUACUGUUACGCAGAGCAACUUUGCAUCAUUUAUAUGGUAUUUUACAAUGCACAGCACCGCCCUCUUGGUCUAUGGACUGCUAAAGAACUUGCGUUGUAAUGGCAGAGCCACCGGGUUGUACCACGCCGGCUGGAUGUUCACAGCCGCCGCCUGGUUCCUCACGUGCCGGGGUGCGGACGAGCCUUGGACUGACACCUUCGCCAAGAUACCGCUGCGGUUGUGUUUCACCAUAUGCCGAAUCUUUCUGAUGGGUGCCGUCGCCACGGACGGGCUGGUCAAAGGCGCCAUUUUGUACCUGAGCGUCAAAGCAGCGGGAUAUCUCGCCCUGGUCGGGGAGUUAGUCUACAAGAAUCUCAGAAGGAAUGUGCGUCUUUGGGGCGACGUCGUGGACCGGUAUUUCUUCGACAAGACUUUGGUGAUGAGCUACCAAGGGGGCGAGAGCGUCGUGUGCUGCGGUUGGGCCAUUUGGUGUCACGUCUGCCAGCGCUCCGAGCAUAGCCUCGCCCAGCUCGUCGCUGUGUUGCUGUGCCAGGCUGCUGGGAUGAUUUACCUGAACUUCGUGAGAAGGUUUCUGAAAGAGCCCAUGAAGAAUCCUGUGCGCAUUCUUAUGAUGGCGAAGGACAGACUGAAUGCAGCGGAGAAAAGUAUCUGAUAUAUUUAAAGAAAAUUCGUGUGUCUUCAUAUUUGCUUACUUAGUUGUGCAGUGUGUGUAAGGUACAUAGGUAACUACAUUGUCAGUAAGUAUGGACUUGUACAUAAGAACUUUUAUACUCUUUAUCACCCAAGGAAUAUCGGCAAAGUUUCCUUAGUAAUGUAAAUAGGUCUUGUAAACAUAAUUGGGUCAAUAUGUAGAAGAGGGUAGUGGGUUAUUUUCGAAACAAUUUUGAUAUUUUUCUGCAUGAAGUCCACUGCUUUCAACGAUUCUAGACAUUGUUACUGCCUGUAAUGAACUCAAGUCGUUUUACUUAACUAUUUGGUAUUUGUUACCGAGAGCGAAGCACCCACAAGAGACGAAAUCCUAAAGCCAGGGUAACAUGCGAACCCAAAACACAUAAGAUGGCAGUCUAUUUCCCUCUGUCUCUGUGCGUCUGUCUCGGUAGCACAAUAUUAGUAUUUCAGUUUCCCCGCGGCUACACUUGUACAUUAAUUCGUAAGGCUCUUUACGUCUACAUUUCACUUUCUUUGAAACCGUUCCAAUUAUGUUACGUGCAAAGUACAUUAUCCACAUGUCUCAUUUAUGCACAUUUUGAAAUGUCGAUAUUUGUUAGCGAGAGCGUUGCACCCUCCAAAGACAAAGUAUCCUGAUUUUUCCAUCGAUAAUUUUGUAAUUCUACAGGUAAUAGUGGUACUAAGGUCGUUUAUAAUUACCUUCGUCAGUGUACGCCAACAAAUCUCAUACUUGAGGUACGUAAUAUAUUCAUUAUAUAUAAAAUACAAGGUUAUGCAUAAUCAAUAAUAUAAGUUACUGUCAGGAUUGAAGUUUUCGUAAAUUUAUAAAAUGUUAUUUUUGUUAUUCUGAUUUGUACUCUGUAAUAUUAUCAUAUACUUUGUAGUAUGUUUCAGAAUAAGUUCCACCGGAGAUAAAUAUAGGAAAUAUAUAUUUCUGUUGAUAUUUUCUUUCUGUAUUGUAUUAUAUAUUUUAGCAUAAAAAAACAAUAACGGGUUAAGAUAGCGUUAUGUUUACAAGCGGAGGAUAUAAGAUGUAAAUUAAGAGAAAUAAAUUCAGCAUGCAAAAGAAA
Molecule: messenger RNA, 2879 nt
Organism: Penaeus indicus
Lineage: Eukaryota; Metazoa; Arthropoda; Malacostraca; Decapoda; Penaeidae
Exons: 6
Coding region: 308-1792 (494 amino acids)
Source: RefSeq, a predicted model, not a curated record